AUGGCGAUAACACGCGACCUAGUGAAGAAGGUGCUCUUCUGUGGAGCAAAGAGCUUUGCUAAUGAUCUCAAAGAAGGCCACAUCUGGGUUGAUGUUGGAAUAGAAGAGACGCGGAGGUUUGAACUGGAUGCACAUUUUCUGAGUCAUCCUCUGUUCGAAGAACUACUGGAUUUUUCGGUUGAUGAGUUUGGUUACUCUUAUGGCGGAGCCCUGAGGAUCGCGUGUGAUAUCGAUCUCUUCUUGCAUUUGCUGGAGUUGCUGAAGAGUGGCAAUCCAUCAGUGCACUACAUGGAGCUUCCGCAGCUUACAGACAGGUUCUACGUGAGUAGAGGUCAGGAAGCUCAUACAGGCCGACAACUGAUCACAAAUGAAGUUAAAAGUGUAAAUGUUGCGGCUUGUAAUGCGUUAAUGGAUCAGAACUUGAGAAUCGACUGA
Messenger RNA from Asparagus officinalis (garden asparagus), 435 nucleotides. RefSeq lists its product as uncharacterized. Gene Ontology annotation, biological process: response to auxin. The transcript is spliced from 3 exons. Bases 1 to 435 code for a protein of 144 amino acids. NCBI's taxonomy places the organism in Eukaryota, Viridiplantae, Streptophyta, Magnoliopsida, Asparagales, Asparagaceae. The record is from RefSeq and is a predicted model, not a curated record.